This is a messenger RNA of Bufo bufo (common toad), 723 nucleotides long. Its product is annotated as gastrula zinc finger protein XlCGF17.1-like. Lineage: Eukaryota; Metazoa; Chordata; Amphibia; Anura; Bufonidae. Gene Ontology annotation, molecular function: RNA polymerase II cis-regulatory region sequence-specific DNA binding; DNA-binding transcription activator activity, RNA polymerase II-specific. The transcript has a single exon. Bases 1 to 723 code for a protein of 240 amino acids. Gene Ontology annotation, biological process: regulation of transcription by RNA polymerase II. The record is from RefSeq and is a predicted model, not a curated record. Gene Ontology annotation, cellular component: nucleus.
AUGGAACAUUUAAGAAGCCACACCGGGGAAAAGCCAUUUUCAUGUUCUGAAUGUGAAAAGUGUUUUAGCCAGAAAUCAAAUCUUGUGAAGCAUCUAAGGGUUCACACAGGAGAGAAGCCAUUUUCGUGCUCAGAAUGUGGAAAAUGUUUUAGACAAAAAUCUGCCCUUGAAAAACAUCAGAAAACUCACUCAGGGGCAGAGCCGUUUCUAUGUCCUCAAUGUGGGGAGGAAUUUAGUCAGAAAUCAAGUCUUGUGGAACAUCUAAGAAGUCACAGAGAGGAGUUGCCGUUAUCAUGUUCAGAAUGUGGGAAAAAUUUUAGCAGGUAUUCAAAUCUUAUGGUGCAUCUAAGAACUCACACAGGAGAGAAGCCAUUUUCAUGUUCAGAAUGUGGGAAAUGUUUCAGCCACAAAUCAAGUCUUAUAAAGCAUCUAAGAACUCACACAGACAGAAAGCCAAGUUCAUGUCCAGAAUGUGGGAAAUGUUUCACCCGCAAGUCAAGUUUUAUUCACCAUCUGAAUGCACACACUGAGAAGAAGCCAUUUUCAUGUUCAGUCUGUGGAAAAUGUUGUAGUAAGAAAUCAAAUCUUGUGGAACAUCUUAGGAUACACACAGGCGAGAAGCCAUUUUCAUGUUCUGAAUGUGGAAAGUGUUUUAGCUGGAAAUCGGGUUUUCUUAAACAUCAGAGAAUUCACAGAGGAGAGGAGCCAUUGUACAAAAUGUGA